CCUGAGUCACGCCCCCUGCAUUCAAUUCUAAGCUUGAUCCUAAGGUUCGAGAAGGAUUGUGGUGCCACAGACAUCCAAGAGCACUAUGGUUGAUGGGAACUCCAGUUCUUUGGCGGUGUAACCCGGAACUCUCUGUUAUCCCUGUGUCGAUCCAGCGAUAUCGUGUGAUCACAUCAUCUAAAGGAGAUGUCAUGCCUUUCUUGAGAGUCGCAUAAAUCAGUGGCUCCGCAUCUGACCUGGCAAACAAGUCAUCGACGGCCGAACCGAUGAUACUGCAGCUGGGCGGACCCUUGACAGUGGCUGGAACUACAUUCCCCUAUGCCACUACCAUAGGUUUGAUACCUGCUGUGGCAUCUUUUCUGAUAUGGCAGUCAACCAUGUGUCAGAUUGGAGCGGGAUUAGGGAGAACAUUCCAUCAAUUGCAGUCAUUGUCAUCAAGGAACUCGUAGAGGCUCACCAUGCAAACAACUUCUCUCACGUCGACAGUUCUCAUCGAUUGAAUAUUAUGUC
This is a messenger RNA of Cantharellus anzutake, 510 nucleotides long. RefSeq lists its product as uncharacterized. NCBI's taxonomy places the organism in Eukaryota, Fungi, Basidiomycota, Agaricomycetes, Cantharellales, Hydnaceae. The transcript has 2 exons. The record is from RefSeq and is a predicted model, not a curated record. The coding region runs from base 267 to 449 and encodes 60 amino acids.